AUGGACGCCCUGGUCCGACUCCUGCAGCUGCUGGUGUUUCUCCUGACCCUCCCCUUGCACCUCAUGGCUCUACUGGGUUUCUGGGAGCCCCUGUGCAAGACCUAUUUCCCCUACCUGAUGGCUGUGCUGACGGUCAAGAGCAACCGAGUGAUGGAGAGCAAGAAACGGGAACUCUUCAGCCAGAUAAAGGGGCUGGCAGGUACCUCGGGGAAGGUGGCCCUGCUGGAGCUGGGCUGCGGCACCGGUGCCAACUUCCAAUUCUACCCAGCUGGCUGCAAGAUCACCUGCCUGGACCCCAAUCCUCACUUCGAGAAGUUCCUGACAAAGAGCAUGGCCGAGAACAGGCAUCUCGAGUAUGAACAGUUUGUGGUGGCUUUCGGAGAGGACAUGAGACAACUGGCCGAUGGCUCCAUGGACGUGGUGGUCAGCACCUUGGUGCUGUGCUCAGUGGAGAGUCCAAAGAGAGUCCUGCAGGAAGUUCGGAGAGUUCUGAGGCCGGGAGGAGUGUUCUUUUUCUGGGAGCAUGUGGCAGAACCACUUGGAAGCUGGGCCUUCCUGUGGCAGCAAGUUUUAGAGCCCACGUGGAGGCACAUCGGGGACGGCUGCCACCUCACCAGAGAGACCUGGAGAGAUCUGGAGAAUGCCCAGUUCUCUGAACUCCAAGUGGAACAACACCCCCCUCCCAUCAAGUGGUUACCUGUAGGGCCCCACAUCAUGGGAAAGGCAGUGAAAUAACCCUUCCCCAAAUCCUGCUUCCAGUCGGUCAGUCAGACGAUCCCACCUACCCAAGUCUCCCUUCUCCUAAGAGGGAU
This is a messenger RNA of Budorcas taxicolor (takin), 812 nucleotides long. RefSeq names its product thiol methyltransferase 1B (gene TMT1B). The transcript is spliced from 2 exons. Lineage: Eukaryota; Metazoa; Chordata; Mammalia; Artiodactyla; Bovidae. The coding region runs from base 1 to 735 and encodes 244 amino acids. The record is from RefSeq and is a predicted model, not a curated record. Gene Ontology annotation, molecular function: S-adenosylmethionine-dependent methyltransferase activity.